Messenger RNA from Mollisia scopiformis, 1538 nucleotides. Its product is annotated as Zinc/iron permease. Gene Ontology annotation, cellular component: plasma membrane. Gene Ontology annotation, biological process: zinc ion transmembrane transport. Bases 103 to 1419 code for a protein of 438 amino acids. The record is from RefSeq and is a predicted model, not a curated record. Lineage: Eukaryota; Fungi; Ascomycota; Leotiomycetes; Helotiales; Mollisiaceae. The transcript is spliced from 3 exons. Gene Ontology annotation, molecular function: zinc ion transmembrane transporter activity.
CGUGAACAAGAAGCAAUUUGGCCAUAUCCGGAUAUUUUCUAUUUCUGCAGAGCUACACAAUGGUCCUACGUUUUCUUCAUAGUACAUAAUUUGAACAGAAAGAUGAUCUAUUCAGAUGCAGUUCCUUCGUGGUCCAGAUUAACAAACGAAAUAUUGCGAUUCGACUUGACAAGACGAGAUGAAGGGACUACAAAGCCGCAAUGUGGAUCUGGGAUCAAGGGGACUUAUAACUUGCCAGCUCAUGUCUUUGCGCUGUUCUUGAUCCUGACACUGAGCACACUGGCUUGCGGAUUUCCUCUAGUAUCUAGACGAUCAUCGAAAAGCCCUGCUGCUACGAGGUUCAUAUUCAUAUCUCAACAUUUCGGUACAGGUGUUCUUAUUGCGACCGCUUUCGUCCAUCUUCUUCCAACAGCAUUCGUCUCACUCACGGACCCAUGUCUGCCAGACUUUUUCAGUGUACAGUAUCGUCCACUGGCUGGGCUGAUCGCAAUGUUUUCUGCCUUGGUCGUGGUGGGUCUUGAGAUGUUUCUCACUACGAGAGGUGCCGGACAUUCACAUUCGCACGAUUGGGACGCGCUUGAUGAGGAAGAGGAUGCACACGAACAUUCGGCCAAUGGAUCUGCGAAACCCUUACGAAAGAAGGUAAACGGCAGGCUCGGAAAGCUUGGAUUGAAUCGUCCCAACGAUAUUGCGCUGGAAGAUAUAGAUGCGUCCGAGGGCUUGGUAGCUGGAGUCUCACCGUUACCAGUUUCGACACCAGACGCUGUCGGAACGAACAAUCACAAGUACCACGACGAGAAUGAUAUAGACUCUGAUCUGGAUCUCGACGAGCUCGAUCCUACCGCCGAAGCCUUCAAUCCUUCUCCCCCAGAUCGCGACAUUGAACAAUCUGCGGCGGCUCCCAAAACUCUCUCCACCGAGGAACAGCAGAAGAAACAGAUGCUACAGUGCAUGCUCUUGGAAGCAGGUAUACUCUUUCAUAGUGUAUUCAUUGGUAUGGCAGUAUCUGUGGCUACAGGCCCGCCUUUUGUUGUCUUUUUAGUGGCCAUUGCGUUCCAUCAAUCCUUCGAAGGACUUGCCUUGGGAUCUAGAAUCGCAGCCAUUAACUUUCCUCGCCACUCAAUCAAGCCGUGGGUCAUGGUAUUGGCGUACGGCACCACUACCCCGAUCGGACAAGCCAUUGGACUUAUGGUACAAGAGUCAUACGAUCCACAAAGUGCCACGGGGCUAUUGAUGGUGGGAUUCAUGAAUGCGAUCUCGAGCGGGUUGUUGGUCUUCGCAGGCUUAGUGCAACUUCUCGCCGAGGAUUUCCUGAGUGACAAGAGUUAUGGGAUCCUGAAAGGGAGGAGGAGAUGGGAAGCUUUCGGGGCUGUUCUUGCAGGGGCAACUCUUAUGGCAAUUGUGGGUGCUUUUGCAUGAUCUGAACAUAGGUUACAUGGAUGGAUAUUUGGCAAUGUGCGUGCAUUGGUGGCGUUUCGGAUAGACUGUCUUGGACUGCAGUCUUCUGCUAUGUUUACUAUAUUAUUGUAAAUUAGGAC